AUGGUGCCAGAUCAUCAACGUUCUGAAUCGCACUCGCCUUUCCUUAUGUCUAUGGAAGGGACUGUCAAUGAAACAGGCUGGAGCAUUUCCAUGCCUACUGGAAGUAAAUAUCACCUCUACAUUGGCUUGGCUUUGGCGAUAGGUUCCAGUAUCUUUAUUGGUUCUAGUUUCAUACUGAAGAAGAAAGGACUUUUGAAACUGGCAGACAGAGGUGUCACCCGAGCUGGACAAGGUGGAUAUUCUUAUUUGAAAGAAUGGCUUUGGUGGGCUGGACUGCUAUCAAUGGGAUUAGGAGAAGCUGCAAACUUUGCUGCCUAUGCCUUUGCACCUGCAACCUUAGUUACCCCACUGGGUGCACUGAGUGUUCUCAUAAGCGCCAUAUUGUCAUCCUAUUUUUUAAAUGAGAAGCUGAAUAUUCAUGGAAAGCUGGGAUGUGUACUGAGUGUUUUGGGAUCAACAGUCAUGGUUAUUCACGCCCCAGAUGAGGAAGAGGUCACCUCACUAGAUGAAAUGGAAAGAAAGCUGCAAGAUCCAGCAUUUGUCACAUUUGCUGUUCUCAUAACAGUUGUUACCGUUGUCCUGAUUUUUAUCGUGGCUCCAAAGAGAGGUCAGACAAACAUAUUGAUCUACAUUUUAAUUUGCUCACUCAUUGGUGCCUUCUCUGUCUCAUCUGUGAAAGGCCUGGGCAUUGCCAUUAAACAAAUGCUGGAGCAGAAGCCAGUUUAUCGACAUCCGCUGGUUUACGUUUUGGUGGGCACCUUGGUGCUCUCAGUCAGCACUCAGAUCAACUAUCUCAACAAAGCACUGGACGUGUUCAACACAUCUCUAGUGACACCUAUUUAUUACGUGUGUUUCACUACGACAGCUGUGACAUGCUCCAUCAUCUUGUUCAAGGAGUGGAAUAGUAUGCAACUGGGUGAUAUCAUUGGAACCCUAAGUGGAUUCUGCAGUAUCCUCAUUGGCAUUUUCCUAUUGCAUGCCUUCAAAAAUACCAACAUCACCUGGAAUCAGUUGAUGUCCACUGUUGCCAAAGAACCAUCACCAACACGCCGUAAAUAUGAAACCAGUCACACUUUACUAGGGAGCAUGGAAGAUCCAGCUUUGGUGUAUGAGGAGGACAACAUUUUGUUCAGUCAGUGAAACUCUCUAAG
This is a messenger RNA of Empidonax traillii (willow flycatcher), 1151 nucleotides long. It is a transcript of the gene NIPAL1, whose product is annotated as NIPA like domain containing 1. Lineage: Eukaryota; Metazoa; Chordata; Aves; Passeriformes; Tyrannidae. Gene Ontology annotation, cellular component: membrane. Gene Ontology annotation, molecular function: magnesium ion transmembrane transporter activity. Gene Ontology annotation, biological process: magnesium ion transport. The record is from RefSeq and is a predicted model, not a curated record.